AUGGCCGAGGCGAAGUUCCGCUGCAUUAAGUUGGCCAACAACUUGGCCAGAGGGAAUGGCAAAAAGUUUAUUAGUUGCCAGCUAUCCAAGCCAAUUGAAGACGAGGGCAACCAUGGCAACGAUGAGACUCGCCUAUUCAUUCUCUCCUCGCUGGCCCAAUCCCAGAUGAGCCGGGUGGCCUGCAUUUUGUGCGAGGAGCCGCUGCUCGUAUUCGAUCGCUAUCCACUGGUCGAUGGCUCCUUCUUCCUGAGUCCCAAGCAGCAUUCCAGCGGCUGCAUUGAGGUUAAAUACGAGGGACGCACUCUCUACUUGACCUGUGUUUGCAUGAGCUGUUUGGACGGAACCUCCAGCAGCCGCGUCAUCAACUGCAGAUUCUGCAAGGAGCCGUGGGAUGGCUCGAGCCUGGUCUUGGGCACCAUGUACGCCUACGACAUCUUUGCGGCCAUGCCCUGCUGUUCCGAGAGGUUCAAGUGCAAUAACUGCUUCAAAAUGCUGAUGCAUCCGCAGCAGCGUCUGAGCUUCUACAGUGACUACUCGCACGGGGUGACCUGUCCGUACUGCAACACGCAGGACACGCACUUCGUGAAGCCGCUGAGCUUCUGCUACGCCAAGAGCCCGGCGACGCGGCUGCCGACGCUCGCAUAACAUGAGGC
This is a messenger RNA of Drosophila takahashii, 653 nucleotides long. The record is from RefSeq and is a predicted model, not a curated record. NCBI's taxonomy places the organism in Eukaryota, Metazoa, Arthropoda, Insecta, Diptera, Drosophilidae.